Molecule: messenger RNA, 2661 nt
Organism: Danio aesculapii
Lineage: Eukaryota; Metazoa; Chordata; Actinopteri; Cypriniformes; Danionidae
Gene: kctd9b
Product: potassium channel tetramerization domain containing 9b
Exons: 12
Coding region: 79-1317 (412 amino acids)
Biological process (GO): protein homooligomerization
Molecular function (GO): protein binding
Source: RefSeq, a predicted model, not a curated record
UCGUCGGUCGAUUCUGCUUGCUGUAAGUAUGUCAAGGGCGGAAGUAAACACUGUUUAGAGAUAGUCGGAAAUGCUUCAAUGUUUUACAAUAACGUGGAGUUUAAAACAAUAUUAAAGACACCGAAGAGCCUCAUUACAGCCUCAGACAUGAGAAGAGUCACGCUGUUUGUGAACGGCACCUCACACAACGGCAAGGUGGUGGCAGUUUAUGGGACUCUAGCUGAUCUACUGUCGGUUGCAAGCACAAAAUUCGCAAUAAAAGCUGCUAAUGUUUACAAUGGGAAAGGGGGUCUUAUUGAUGAUAUAGCCCUCAUCAGAGACGACGAUGUCUUGUAUAUAUCAGAAGGAGACUCUUUUGUUGAUCCACCAGAUAACCCGGAGAGUGUGCACGAGUUUAAUUCCUGGGCUCACACAGACUGGAUCACACUCAAUGUUGGAGGCCGACGGUUCACAACCACACGGAGCACUUUGGUCAAGGAAACGGAAAGUAUGUUGGCUCACAUGUUCAGAGACAAAGAUGUUUGGGGGAACAAACAGGACGAGCAAGGAGCGUAUCUCAUCGAUCGCAGCCCGGAUUACUUCGAGCCCAUACUGAACUACCUGAGACACGGACAGCUCAUUAUUAAUGACGGCAUUAAUCUGCUCGGCGUUCUAGAAGAAGCUCGUUUCUUUGGAAUCGAACGACUUGCUGAGCAGCUUGAAGGUGUUAUUAAGAAUUCCCAGCCUCCCGAUGAUCAUUCACCGAUCUCUCGGAAAGAGUUUGUGCGUUUUCUUCUUGCCACUUCGACUAAAUCUGAGCUUCGCUGUCAGGGCCUGAAUUUCAGCGGGACGGAUCUGUCUCGUCUUGACCUGCGUUACAUCAACUUUAAGAUGGCAAACCUCAGCCACUGUAACCUCACUCACGCCAACCUCUGUGGAACCAACCUGGAGCGGGCGGACCUGUCCAGCGCCAACCUAGACGGUGCCAAUUUACAGGGCGUAAAAAUGCUGUGCACCAAUGCAGAAGGGGCGUCUCUGAAGGGCUGUAAUUUUGAGGAUCCCGCAGGACUCAAAGCCAAUCUAGAGGGUGCCAAUCUGAAGGGUGUGGAUAUGGAGGGCAGUCAGAUGACGGGGAUAAACCUCCGUGUGGCCACGCUAAAGAAUGCUAAACUCAAAAACUGCAACCUGCGUGGAGCCACUUUGGCAGGAACCGACCUGGAGAACUGUGAUCUGUCCGGCUGCGACCUCCAGGAGGCAAACCUGCGCGGCUCCAACGUGAAGGGCGCCAUCUUUGAGGAGAUGCUGACGCCACUGCACAUGUCCCAGAGCGUCAGAUAACCUGCAGGUUCAGCUCUAAUCGAACACAAACACACUCAUAUGCUCUGACAGCUCAGGCACAUUUAUUUUAGAGAUGCACCGAAUAUUUGCCGUCGAAAAUGAUCAGCUGAUACUUUUAUCUUCGAUUUUAGGAUGAAAGAAAGAAAAAAAAUAGUGUACAUUUAGGUUUAAAAUGUAAAUUAAGUCUUUUUUUCUUUCUUUCAAACUUAAAUUAUUAAUCAACUCAUAUUUUGUAAGCAUACAUGAUCGUAAAGUCUAUAAAAUCGAUAAAAUUACAGUCUAAAAAAUGUAGUAUGGGGUGGCUCAGUGGUUAGCACUGUUGCCUCACAGCAAGAAGGUCGCUAGUUCGAGUCCCGGCUGGGUCAGUUGGCAUUUCUGUGUGGAGUUUGCAUGUUCUCCCCGUGUUGACGUGGGUUUCCUCCGGGUGCUCCAGAUUCCCCUAGAUCAGGGAUGGGCAAACUCGAUCCUGGAGGGCCGGUGUCCCUACAUAGUUUUGCACCAAUCCUAAUCAAACACACCUGCUUGUAGCUUUCUAGUGAUCUUGAAGACACUAAUUAGGGUAUUUAGGUGUGUUUGACACCGGCCCUCGAGGAUCGAGUUUGCCCAUGCCUGCCCUAGACCCAAACACAUGUAGUACAGCUGAAUUGAUGAACUAAAUUGGCCAUAAUGUAUGAGUGUGUGUGUGAGAAUGAGUGUGAAUGGGUGUUUCCCAGUACUGGGUUGCAGCUGGAAGGGGAUCUGCUACGUAAAACAUAUGAUAAAUAAGUUGGCGAUUCAUUCCGCUGUGGUGACCCCUGAUAAAUAAGGGACUAAGCCAAGGGAAAAUGAAUGAAUAAUAAUGUAGAGUAAUAAUUAUAUUGUAGAAAACCUGAAUCGGUAAAAUUGCUGAUUCAGAAAAACUUUGGCCUAUGUGAUAAAGUAAUAAAUAAUUAUAACAAAGCAUUUUCAGUUUCGGUUUUCACCCAAAGUACAUCUUGAAUUUUCGAUUUAUAACACUUGUGUUUCAGUGCAUCUCUAAUUUAUUUCCAUGCAUCAUGUGUUAUUAUGGAUCUCAGUGCAACUUUUUUGUUUCUCUUGCAGUUUUAUGCAUGUAAAAAAGCUUCUGCAUGCGUUACUGCUGGUCUGUGAAUCUUGUGUGUGUGUGUGUGUGUGUGUGUGUGUGUGUGUGUGUGUGUGUAAAUACAGCUCUUCUGCCAAUGUGCAAUUUUAUACCUUUUCAUACAUGUGCUGAUUUUCCACUGUGUUGCUGGUUUUACUGUUACGUGGAUUUUGCUGCAUGCAUUAAAAUAUAUGUUUUAAUGUCAGCGGCUCUGUUAAGAUCCAAUAAAGUCAAACACUGGAGAA